AUGCCUCAACCGGAUCUCACAGUGGCGUUAAGGAAGGAAACGGACGAGGAAUUGCUCUUCCCUGCAGGCCUAUCGGAGCUUACGAGGGCUCGAGCUCAUCCGCGACCGCCACAACAGCAGUUAGCGACUUUCAAAGUCCAACUUCGACGCAUUCUCCUUGUAUUUGCAUUUAUGCAGCUGAGAGAAUCGCAUUACGUAACUCAGUACAAGUGA
Necator americanus (New World hookworm) is the source of this 213-nucleotide messenger RNA. RefSeq lists its product as uncharacterized. NCBI's taxonomy places the organism in Eukaryota, Metazoa, Nematoda, Chromadorea, Rhabditida, Ancylostomatidae. The record is from RefSeq and is a predicted model, not a curated record. The transcript is spliced from 2 exons. The coding region runs from base 1 to 213 and encodes 70 amino acids.